AUGAAGUACAUCGUCGCCAUUAUUGCUCUCGCCACUGCCGCCAACGCAGUUGGUUGCUGGCCAUCGAUUGCGUGCCACAACGGAGGCGACGAUACCUGCAACAGAGUAUGCAUUCGUCAGGGCAAUCCCAAGGGAGGACGCUGUCUCCCAAGAGACGGCUGCCCAGGCUCCAACAUUUGUGCUUGCUUCCCACGGAAGCGCAGUGCUGGGGCCAUCGACGGCGAUGAAGCACUCAUCAACGACCCAAACCUCUACGCUGAAGUCUUUGGAUCUGACGCCAAGCCACCAGAGAAGCGGUCCGAAGAGCCCGUCAACGAAGUUGUCUCCAGAGAUGCCGCUCAUGCUGCGGUUGCAGAUAUUGUCUCUCGAGACGUCGAUGCUCGAUCUCUUUGCUGCAGUCUCUUGCCGCCUGCUAAGGGUCUCUGCUGCGACCAGCACUGCACUCAUAUUCAGUUCCCUGGUGGACAGUGCUCUGAUAAGGACAUUUGUGUCUGCAACCCUCGACCAUAA
Messenger RNA from Pochonia chlamydosporia 170, 510 nucleotides. RefSeq names its product arthropod defensin domain-containing protein. The coding region runs from base 1 to 510 and encodes 169 amino acids. NCBI's taxonomy places the organism in Eukaryota, Fungi, Ascomycota, Sordariomycetes, Hypocreales, Clavicipitaceae. The transcript has a single exon. The record is from RefSeq and is a predicted model, not a curated record.